Messenger RNA from Brassica oleracea var. oleracea, 858 nucleotides. RefSeq names its product mediator of RNA polymerase II transcription subunit 10b. Gene Ontology annotation, molecular function: transcription coregulator activity. Bases 193 to 765 code for a protein of 190 amino acids. The transcript is spliced from 6 exons. Gene Ontology annotation, biological process: positive regulation of transcription by RNA polymerase II. Lineage: Eukaryota; Viridiplantae; Streptophyta; Magnoliopsida; Brassicales; Brassicaceae. Gene Ontology annotation, cellular component: chromatin; mediator complex. The record is from RefSeq and is a predicted model, not a curated record.
UUAAAAUUAGAAAUUAGGGUUACGGAUCAUCUUCUUCACCCCUUGCGUCGGUGCUCUGUUCAUCUCCCUUGGUAUCGUAAUCUCACGGUUGAAGCACCUUACUAAACCCUAAUUCACCCGAAGAGUCGCUACCCCUCUGUCUCUCUGUCGUUGGCUGAUUCGCUCGCCAAACCCAUCUCUGAUUCAGCUGUGAUGGAUCCAGCACAGAACAAAAGCGCAGCAGGGAUUGGUGGGAGCAAUGGUACAACUACGAUGGGAUAUCAAACCAAUGAUGGAACUGCAACUGCGUCUGAAGAUUCAAAGGAGAAUCUAAACCAAGUCAUAAACUCGAUUCAGAAGACUUUGGGGCUCCUUCAUCAGUUACACCUUACUGUCUCUUCUUUCACACCUGCUUCUCAGCUUCAUCUCCUCCAGCGCCUCAAUUCUCUCGUGUCGGAGCUGAAUAGCAUGACUAAGUUGUCCGAGAAAUGCAACAUUCAAGUCCCCAUGGAAGUUCUUAGCUUGAUUGAUGAUGGGAAGAACCCGGACGAGUUUACAAGGGAUGUUAUUAAUAGCUGCGUAGCCAGAAACCAAGUUACAAAGGGCAAGACUGAUGCUUUCAAGGAUUUGAGAAAACAUAUACUGGAGGAGCUUGAAGAGACUUUCCCUGAUGAAGUUGAUAAGUAUAGAGAGAUCCGUGCUGCUUCUGCCGCUGAAGCAAAACGGCAGGUACAAUCGCAAAGUGUGUUACCCAAUGGGGAUGCCAAGGUCAAGAGCGAGCUAUAAGAAAGAAGCCAUUGUUCUUCCGUUGAUCUUCUUACCUUGUAGAAUAAAGUUUCCGAUUAGAUCUUGUAAACGAACAAGAUCACUUCACCAAAA